This is a messenger RNA of Hyaloscypha bicolor E, 1737 nucleotides long. RefSeq lists its product as uncharacterized. Lineage: Eukaryota; Fungi; Ascomycota; Leotiomycetes; Helotiales; Hyaloscyphaceae. The transcript has a single exon. The record is from RefSeq and is a predicted model, not a curated record. Bases 1 to 1737 code for a protein of 578 amino acids.
AUGCCGUCGAGACCUGUGAAAACUGCUGCGAACACUAUAACCGAAGACGAAGUCCACCACCCACAGCCGCAGAGGAGAAUACCACCACCAGCUGCCCAGAGGUCAAUACUGUCAAUGGGCUUCGGAAACAAAACGAGCAAUGAACCAGUAAUCUCUUCAUCGAGACCGGCACUCCCUGCCUCUAGACCAGCACCAACACAUGCUCGCCCUGUAGGAUCAGCUGUCCAGGAACUGACGGCAAGGAAUUUCGAUAGUGUGACGGCUGGGAAAUUUGCACUCGUUGACUUCUACGCUCCAUAUUGCAAGUAUUGCGUUGAGCUGGAACCAAUAUGGAAACAGCUUGGCGAGUCGUUUGCAUUUGCUUCUGAUAGACUGGUCAUUGCCAAGGUAGAUGUUGACGCCCACAAGACAUUUUUGAGCAGAUACGAUAUCCAAGGUUACCCGACCAUUAUGUUCUUCGAUGGGACAGACCCCACACCACAGCAGUAUCAGUACUCACGGGAUCUGGAGCCAUUGACGGAUUUCUUGGAAGAACAAACCGGCAUCAGGGUCGCCGAUGGUGCUCACUUGCCAAAACCAAGUGCUGUUCCACCUCCUAUCAAUUUUGCUUCAAAGCCAUCCAUGUCACAAGUCAGGGCGACGAUAAAAGCGAAAGCAGCUCCCGCAGCGCCACCGACUUCUGGAUGUUUACUUUGCAGAGAUUUCAAAGGACCCGACGGAGUAGCGGCUCAAUAUCCCAGACAAUCACUUCCCAGAAGUCAUGACCAGACGGACUACCUCGCAGAUGUACUCUGUGGCCCUUUCUCAUCCGCCACCGACAAAGCCCGAGCAAUCUUCACCUGGCUCCACCACAACAUCGCCUACGACACCGUCGCCUUCUUCGGCAAGAAAGUCAAAAGCGCCGAGCCUCAAGACACCAUCAACUCCGGCCUGGCUGUAUGUGCUGGUUACGCUGGCCUUUACUCCGCCAUCGCUCUAAAAGCCGGCCUCGAAUGCCGCGUUGUAGGCGGGCACGGCAAAGGCUACGGCCACACCGCCCUGAAACCCGGCGAGAGCCCUCCACCACGGGAUCCCACCGGUCACGCUUGGAAUGCAGUACGCAUAGACGGCGGAGAAUGGAAGCUCGUCGACCCUUGUUGGGGUGCCGGCAAUGUCGGCGACGAGAAAUACAACAAGCACUUCUCGCCCUGCGAGUUCACGAUGUCAAAUGAGGAUUUCGGCCUCAAGCACUUCCCCCAAGACAGCGGCAACUUCUUCCGAGCCGAUGGACGCAUCCCUACUUGGGAAGAAUACAUACUCGGUCCAUCACGGGAGGAGCCUUUACAACUCUUCAGCAACCUGGACGACCACGGCCUAUCCGCACGAUCAUUCUCCCCACCCCAAAAGAGGAUUCGGGUUCACAGCAAGGAAAUUAUUCGAUUCCAGUUCUCCAAGAUCUGCGAGCAUUGGGACCACGAGAGGAACGGGCAGGGCAAACCGUACUGCUUCAUCCUCAAGAUCCACGGCGUGGACGGACGCAAGGAAGAUUUUGUUGCGCUCGAGAAGAAUGAAUUUUGGUGGUGGGGCGAUGUUAAGGCCAGAGAUCUUGGGGCGCCAGGACAAGUUGUGUCAUUGUACGCGGUUACGACGGUUAACGGACGGGAUAUGAGGGGCAUGACCCGAAGGGAGUAUCUGGGAAUGAAGGGGAAGCCGGGAAGUAUGGGGUUUGCUGGCGUGGCUUCUUGGGAGUUGGUUUAA